GCUCACGUAAAGUAGUUCCGGGUAUCAACAGCCUGGUGGCUAAGUUAGCUGAAACGCGAUCUCCACUCCUGAUUCUUCUACAGAGUGGGUCAACAUAAUUAACGGAACAGGAUGGACGGUGAAGAGAGAACCUACGGCGGCUGUGAAGGCCCAGAUGCCAUGUAUGUGAAGUUGAUCUCCUCAGAUGGCCAUGAAUUCAUCGUGAAAAGAGAACACGCCUUGACAUCUGGGACUAUCAAAGCCAUGUUAAGUGGACCAGGUCAGUUUGCUGAGAAUGAAACCAAUGAGGUGAACUUCAGGGAGAUCCCAUCUCAUGUCCUUUCCAAGGUCUGCAUGUACUUCACCUACAAGGUCCGUUACACCAACAGCUCCACAGAAAUACCUGAAUUCCCCAUCGCCCCGGAGAUCGCGCUGGAACUGCUCAUGGCUGCCAACUUUUUGGAUUGCUAAAGUUGUAGAAAUAAUGUAGCAGCUUAAAACAGUUUUAGAUUUUUUUUUUGAAUAUUUAAAUUGUUUUGCCAUUUACGUAUAUGAAACAUGAAUGAAUAUGACACCACGAGGAGUUUGUUCAUUUUUCCUUCUUUUUUCUUUGCACCUGACUUUCUGUCAUAAUUUUAUUAGUAUUAAAGGAUUUCAUUUUAACGUAAUAAAUGGGUAUGGUGGGUUACAUCACCCACAAUGUGAUAAAUGUGCCCCAACCCCAAACAUCCUGCCUCACCUCUGCAGAUGAAUAAAGACCUGUUUGGUGAGCACA
This is a messenger RNA of Plectropomus leopardus (leopard coralgrouper), 754 nucleotides long. RefSeq names its product elongin C paralog b (gene elocb). Gene Ontology annotation, biological process: ubiquitin-dependent protein catabolic process. The record is from RefSeq and is a predicted model, not a curated record. NCBI's taxonomy places the organism in Eukaryota, Metazoa, Chordata, Actinopteri, Perciformes, Serranidae.